Spodoptera exigua (beet armyworm) is the source of this 1449-nucleotide messenger RNA. Lineage: Eukaryota; Metazoa; Arthropoda; Insecta; Lepidoptera; Noctuidae. The record is from the annotation of a GenBank genome assembly.
AUGGCUGUAUUUGUUCCUAAACUUUGUCCCCUUAAGGACUACCAAGACCUAUUGAAGGGAAUCCGGGAGAUGGGGGGGGGGGAUGGGGGGGGCUCUGAUGGAAAGUAUAAGUGUGUCAAGACCAAAAUCCGAGUGGUUAAAGACGGAGUUCAGAUUACUGCACACUCGACAUUCAUUUUCAACCUACUAGACAAGGAGGUCCUCCUGAAUGAAGACCAAGUAGGUCAUUAUUCCGAUCCUUCCUACCAAGAUCUGAUUUGUGAAAAAAUUCCUACCUUCUUUGCUUUUGUGCGGGGCCAGAGUAAACCUGGUCUCGAGCUUGCCUUUACAGCUGAAGCUAAGAGACCAGUUUAUUUACCGAUCAAUCGGUCUGUGGCAGCAGGGGUCAUCUUAGCAUUUUACAAUGGCAUGAGAGAUCCUGUCGAGAAAAUCAUGUCAAUGUAUGGGGCAGAUACAGAAGAUGCUUCGGAUGAGAUAAGUAGAAUUCUCGUCACAUACUACAUGUGCUGUCUAAAAUAUUUAACAGGUGUCGAUUUGAAUGAUGUUGUGGUGGAAGGUUCAAAUGAGAACCUCGCGUUCAUGAUAGAUGAUCAAACCUGCGUUCCCACUGUUCUCCAAGACAAGUACUUGAGACUUAAGGAAACUGAAAUCCCGAUACAUCAAGGGACAGUAGCUUUUCAUGCUGUAUAUGGGGCUUAUGUUCUGUGCCGCCCGGUUGCUAAUAAGCAGGAAUUCAGACAAUGGAUUUUGAAAAGAUACAAUGCUUUUCUAUCUUCCAUCCAUGAAACUACAGAGUUAAAUAUCCAAAUGGAUCUCCAAGCAGGAGGUACAAGGGUAAAUAAUUUGGCUAUAUCGAGGCCAACUCUAAGGAAAGCUGUGUUCAAUAUAAUUAAGGGCAAUUACACUGAUAUCAGGACAGCUGCCAUAAAAAAUCACGUAAAAAUGUUAACAGCACUUUCAGGAAUGACCACAUACUCCCUUGUACAGCGUGUCAUAGCUACGGGUGGUAGUAUCCUUUUCAUGAAGCCACUUCCCUCCCAGAUCAUAAGUUUCAUGGCGGAAAAGAAGGAAAUAGAAGAUUUAAUAACUGAGAAAGGUUACAACAAGGAUGAAAUAAUCUUUAUUCAUCUGUUCAUGCCUAAUAUCCAAUGCUUUCGGUCAGCUCAAUAUGCUGAUCUGGUUGUGACAGCUAGUGCCAUUGAGGAACACACAUAUCCGAGUAGCAAGACCCUGGAGAGGUACCGUGCUAAGACAGAAGGGGUAACGAUCAACAUAAAGCAUGUCAAAGCGUUCCUUGCUGCUCAGUCAACGAGCAUAAGUUGCUCGAUUGAUGGGGACACUAAAGAGAAGAUGAGGGAACUCUUCGGAGACUCAAUGGAGGCGAUGCUCGAAGAUGCAGAGCGGGUUGUCAAAAUCAUAAAUAGACAGGCACGACUGGAGUCCAUCUAA